AUGGCCAGCUCGAGUAUAUCUUUCCCGAUUCCAAAGCUCACGAAGGAGAAUUAUGAGAGGUGGAGUAUCCAAAUGAAGGCGUUUCUUGGAGGCCAAGACGUGUGGGAUGCAAUCGAAGAGGAGUAUCAUGAACCGGAGGAUUUGGUUACAGCGACUUCCGACGUAAAGAAAGCGGCGAAGGAGGCAAAGGUGAAGGACCAAAGAGCCUUGUCAUUCAUCCAACUCAGCAUGGAUGAUUCGAUAUUUGAAAAGAUUGCACACGCCACAUCGUCAAAGAUGGCUUGGGAUACUUUGGCAAAUUCCUUCAAAGGUAUCGAUAAGGUGAAGAAGAUGGGACUUCAAUCUCUUCGUGGUGAGUUUGAAGCAUUGCAAAUGAAAGAAUCUGAAGAAGUAUUUGAUUAUAUCUCUCGAGUGAUUGCGGUGACUAACCAACUUGAGAGUAAUGGUGAAAAGAUGAAAGCUAGUAGAAUUGUGGAGAAGAUACUUCGGUCUCUCACUCCGAAGUUUGAUCACAUCGUGGUUGCGAUCGAGGAGUCGAAUGUCAUCGAUGACAUGACGGUGGACGAGCUCUCUGGAAAGCUACAAGUCCAUGCAGAAAAAUUUAAGAAGAGGAACAAAGAACCUAUGGAGCACGUACUCCAAGCGAAGGUGAAUCUCAGUGAAAAGACAUUUGAUGAUCAGAAUCAAAGCGGUCGCGGUCGCGGUCGUGGUCGUGGACGCGGUCGUGGUCGUGGUCGUGGCAGAGGACGCGGUCGAAGCCGUGGACGAGAAGGUGAUGGAGAUUUGUGGCACCAAAAUUAUUCUGACCGAGGAGGACGAUCUGGCAGAGGGCGUGGUAACUCUCAUAGGUUCAACAAAGGUGAUGUUGAAUGUUACAAUUGUCACAAAUAUGGACACUAUGCCUAUGAGUGUUAUGCAGGCCAAAAUGAGAGAAAGGAGCAAGUUAACUAUGCUGAGAAAAAUAAUGUGGUAGAAGACACGGUGUUGCUUGCACGAAAUAGCUCGGACGGAGAAGCACACCAAACUUCGUAUCUUGAUACCGGUGCGAGCAACCAUAUGUGUGGUUCUCGUCAUAUGUUUGUGGAGAUUGACGAGUCAGUGACAGGGUCUAUUUCUUUCGGAGAUCUGUCGAAAAUCUCCGUCAAAGGAAAAGGCAAGAUCUUGAUCAAGUUAAAGAAUGGAGGCCAUCAGUACAUCUCAAAUGUGUACUAUGUGCCAGGUAUGAAAGCUAAUAUUCUCAGUAUUGGUCAGUUACUUGAGAAAGGUUAUAACAUUUCAUCCAGGGAUCAGAGUAUCUAUCUUAGAGAUGGCAACGGAAAACUUCUGUCCUGUGUUCCGAUGGAUGAAAAUCAAACAUUCAAACGGAUGUGGGAAAAUGCUUGA
Molecule: messenger RNA, 1383 nt
Organism: Tarenaya hassleriana
Lineage: Eukaryota; Viridiplantae; Streptophyta; Magnoliopsida; Brassicales; Cleomaceae
Exons: 1
Coding region: 1-1383 (460 amino acids)
Molecular function (GO): zinc ion binding; nucleic acid binding
Source: RefSeq, a predicted model, not a curated record